Messenger RNA from Pristis pectinata (smalltooth sawfish), 2714 nucleotides. Its product is annotated as TBC1 domain family member 15. Bases 420 to 1853 code for a protein of 477 amino acids. Gene Ontology annotation, biological process: activation of GTPase activity. Gene Ontology annotation, molecular function: GTPase activator activity. NCBI's taxonomy places the organism in Eukaryota, Metazoa, Chordata, Chondrichthyes, Rhinopristiformes, Pristidae. The record is from RefSeq and is a predicted model, not a curated record. The transcript is spliced from 10 exons.
GACCCGAAAUGUUGACUGUGCAUUUACCUCCAUUGAUGGGAUGAGUUGUUUCAGCCUGUUGUGUGUUGCUCCAGUUUCCGGCAUUUACUGCGUUUUGUGUCUCCAGCGGUGGUGAAGGAAGGAGUAAUGAAAAAGUCAAGUUAGUGACUGGGCAGAAAAAGUAGUGGUGGAUGAAAUGAAUGAAUAAAUGAAUGAAGCAAGCAGUUGGAUGGUCUGCGUGCACCAGGGGAGCAGGGAGUGGGAAGGAAGGGCUGGGUUAGAGAGCAGGUUCCCUCCCAGCCAGGUGACUCCGGGAGCCCAGCCCAACACUCCACGGGCGCCCGGGAGAGGCUGCUCGGCAGCUGGGGCCGGGUCCAGCGCCUGGACCGGGGCUGCAUCGAGUGAGAGGCCUUUCGGGCGAUGCUGCAGCUCUGGAGCUGAUGGAGCCGAGUGGGGUCGAAGGUGGAGCGGGAGGCCGGGCUGCAGGCGGCUGGUGGCCCGAGGAGGAGCGUUGGGAGGCGGAGGCCUUCACUGGGGCCGCGGCCGAGGGGCCGUGGCUGCAGAGCAGCUUGGGGGAGGAGGCGGCCGGACCGGCGGAGCCCCCACAACCCCGGCUCGACGCCGACACUUUCGCCCAGCUGUUCGACACGGACGGGAGGCUGGUGAGAGAGUCGCAACUCCGCAAGCUCAUCUUCAGGGGUGGUGGUGUGGAUCCUAGUAUUCGUAAGGAUGUGUGGAAAUUUCUGUUUGGGAUGUAUCCUUGCACCUCUACAACACGAGAGCGCAAAACACUGGCCUUGGAGCUCUACGUCCGUUACAAGAUGAUGAAACGUAGGUGGCUGGCCUUGAUAUCAAGUAGCAUGAAGAUGAAGGUGGAUGAGACUGACAAAGAGCUGUAUGAAGUGGCACAUGCUUAUCAACAGACUAGUGAUGCCUUCAGUAUCAAAGGGCAGGAAGUGGACCUGUCAGAGGAGAGACGUGAACAGAUAGCCUUCAUAGAGCUGCAAGCAAAGGUUUAUGUGGACCGUCAAAGAAUCAAUGUGCAUGAACUUCAUGAGGCAAUUAGGAUCAUAGACAAAGAUGUGCCCAGAACUGAACGAGUCCUAACUUACUAUCAAAAUGAAGGUGUGUUCAACCUUCUGGUAUUAAGAGACAUACUCAUCACCUUUGCUGCAUUCCAUCCAGAUGUGAGCUAUGCUCAAGGUAUGAAUGACUUGGUUAGUCGCUUCUUAGAGGUGUUGGACUCUGAAGUGGAUGCUUACUGGUGCUGUAGUUUCUACUUUGAGAAAAUUGCUUCCGACUUCAAAGAAGAAGGCUUGAUAAGGAAAAUCAGACUAGAGGAAGAGCUCCUUAAGGAACUGGACUCAGAGCUUCACGCACAUCUCCUGAGAGAUAACCUGAAUGGCCUUACCUUCUGUCACAGGUGGCUACUCCUGGGGUUUCAGCGGGAGUUUGAGCACAGUGAAGCAAUCUGUCUCUUCGAGAUCCUCAGCAGUCACCAUCUCGAAUUAAACUCACUGGAAGCAGAAAGGGCACGAGACUUGGAGAGGAUGUCUCGCUUUCAAAGGGAAGAAGGUGAAGUUAGGCCGGAGUUGCCCUUGGCCAAUGUCGACUACACCUUUGAACUCUUUAUCUGUGCUGCAAUCCUUCUGGAGAAGAGAGAAAUGCUGCUGAGGUGCACAGAUGAAGUGGAACUCAUCCAGUUUACAAAUAGCUUGCAGGGAGCACUGGACUUGAAUAUUGUCCUUCAAAGAGCAGAGCAAGCGUUCUUCAGUUACUGCAACAAAUCAGUGGUGGACUGUUUCAAGAAACUCUGUAAAGAGCAGAAGAAAAGGAGCCUCUUUGGGUUGAAUCUGAUGGAUUUGUUCUCCUAAUGGAUUGGGAUGUCAUUGAUUGUAUCUGGUUUACAAUUGGUAAGAAGCAGCUCCUGUGUGUGUUUCAGGACUCCUCAAAGCUCGACAAUCUCAACACUGAAUGUAUUCUUGCAGAAAUCUUUUGAUGUUUACAUUGUACAUUUAAGACCAGUUGCUUGAUUGGUCAGUAUCAUUAUCGCAAGUUUCUGGCCAUAAAAGUCUUAAACCAAAGAGCGAUUAUUUUGUUUGAAGAAGCACAGGGCGUUUCCCACUUUUAAAAUGUGAGCUACUCGAGUCCAGUUUGACCUCUUUCUCGCAGCAGGGCUUCUUUGUCGAAUUAGUAAAUCAGCACUGAUUAUUUAAUGCUACAACAUGGCCCUCAUACAGUCUUAACUGUCCCAAUAGUUUGGGCCCACUGAUCUGUCGCAGGACUCUUUUUCAGGAUGAUUUUCCUUGUGUUUGUAUCUCACAGUGCCUUACAGCAUUCCCUAGCUCAGGAUGAGUGCUUAUCAUCAUAUACGUUGUUCUUGCCAAGGCUUCAUAAGUGAUAUCAGUGAAGCACUUGAGAAGCCCCCAGUUGACUGAACAUCAUUCUGCAGAUGUACCUCAGUUCAGUCAUUUCCAACCAUGGCACAGCCAAGACUGGCAGAGCAGGGUGUGACAGACCCUGGCCAAAAGCUUCACUCUAUCACUUUAUAGGCAAAGGGUUAGAAUUACCACUGCCAGUCUAAAUGCUUCAUAAUUGUAACCUAAUGUGAUAAAUCUCUGGGCUACAAGGAGCCUGAAUAUGUGAAAGAAUUUCACUUUCCAAAAUUAAACUGUUUAAUGUACUUUUAUUAUUGUUAAUGACUAAUGUUAAUUAAAAAGUGAUCUUGAUAUUGA